CAACUGAGUGUCUCAGUGACACCACGUCUCUGUCUCUCUGGCCUCACGAUGCAGGGAAGGUUUGCUUUGUUCCUGGUGGGACUCUAUUUCCACAUUGCAGAUGGUGUCAUCCCAGAAGCAGAAGAGAAUCCCAGUUUCUGGAACCAGCAGGCAAGAACUGCCCUCCAGGCAGCCAAGCAGCUACAACCCAUCCAGACCUCAGCCAAGAACCUUAUCCUCUUCCUGGGAGAUGGGAUGGGAGUGUCCACUGUGACGGCCACCCGGAUACUCGGAGAAAAUCUGAAUGGAAAUCUUGAAACCCCACUGUCUAUGGAUGGGUUCCCUUAUGUGGCUCUGUCCAAGACAUACAAUGUGGACAGGCAGGUCCCCGACAGUGCCGCGACUGCCACUGCCUACCUCUGUGGGGUGAAGGGCAACUACAGAACCAUUGGAGUCAGUGCUGCUGCCCGCUAUAACGAGUGCAACACCACCUGGGGCAAUGAGGUUUUCUCAGUGCUGAAGCGAGCCAAGGAAGCAGGGAAGUCAGUGGGAGUGGUGACCACCACCCGGGUGCAGCAUGCUUCACCCUCCGGGACAUAUGCCCACGUGGUAAACCGCGAAUGGUACUCAGAUGCUAACAUGCCUGCUGAGGCCCUGGAAAGUGGCUGCAAGGAUAUUGCUUCCCAGCUGGUUUCCAAUGUGGACAUUGAUGUGAUCCUGGGUGGGGGCCGCAAGUACAUGUUUCCAGAAGGAACCCCUGAUCCGGAGUACCCAAACCUUAGCAGUGAGGAUGGAAUUAGGAAGGACGGUGAGGACCUCGUCCAGAAGUGGCUAGACCGCGCACCGGGUGGCAGAUAUGUGUGGAAUCGUGAACAGCUACUGAAUGCAACAGAGGACCCCACAGUGACUCGUAUCAUGGGCCUCUUUGAACCUGGAGACACUAAAUAUGAGAUACAACGCAACACUUCUGAAGACCCCUCCUUGAGGGAGAUGACCCAGGCUGCCAUCCAAAUACUCAGCCAAAAUUCCAAAGGCUACUACCUCUUUGUGGAAGGAGGCCGAAUUGACCAUGGCCACCACGAUACCACCGCAUACCUGGCCUUGACUGAUGCUAUCAUGUUUGACAUGUCUAUUGAUAAGGCCACUCAGAUGACUGAUGAAAAGGAUACUUUGAUUGUUGUCACUGCAGACCACUCCCACGUCUUCUCCUUCGGUGGCUACACCUACAGAGGCACCUCCAUCUUUGGACUGGCUCCCAGCAAGGCACAAGACGGAAAAGCAUAUACUUCCAUCUUAUAUGGAAACGGACCUGGCUAUAGCCAGGUGAAUGGUAGUAGACCAGAUGUCAACGACAGUAUCAGUGAGGAAGUGUCCUAUAAGCAACAGUCAGCUGUGCCCUUGGCGUCAGAGACUCAUGGCGGGGAAGACGUGGCCAUCUUUGCCAGAGGUCCCCAGGCCCACCUAUUCCAUGGCGUGCAGGAGCAGACCUAUGUAGCUCAUGUGAUGGCCUUUGCUGGCUGCCUGGAGCCCUAUCAGGACUGUGGGCUCUCAGCCCCAGAUGGCAGCUCCCAGACAUCGGGAUCCUUCCUGCUGCUGAUCCUUUCCUGGCCUUUCCUGCUCUUAGCAGUUCAGCACUGAUCUGGGACCAGCUAACUCCCAGCCACCAUCCCUUCCUCCACCUUCCAGUGGCUUCCUUGGGGUUGCUGGCUGUGUCACUAUAGGAACUACCCCAUGGGCUCCUAACAUACUCUCACCAGGGACACGACAACUGCCAACAAAUAAAUUAAGAAUCAAAUCCCUGAAUCAAGACUGUUCUUCUUACUGAAGUGCGCCCCCACCCCUGUCCCCAGUAUUGGGAACCUUCUCCUCUGCCUCUACUGUUAAAUGGCAACUUGGGGUGAAUUCCCCUGUUAAUCUUCUGCUAGCUUCCUGCUUCAAGGCUUCUCCUCAGAUG
This is a messenger RNA of Trichosurus vulpecula (common brushtail), 1933 nucleotides long. RefSeq names its product intestinal-type alkaline phosphatase 1-like. Gene Ontology annotation, biological process: dephosphorylation. The record is from RefSeq and is a predicted model, not a curated record. Gene Ontology annotation, molecular function: alkaline phosphatase activity. Gene Ontology annotation, cellular component: plasma membrane. Lineage: Eukaryota; Metazoa; Chordata; Mammalia; Diprotodontia; Phalangeridae. The transcript is spliced from 11 exons. Bases 49 to 1617 code for a protein of 522 amino acids.